GCAGAGGCAUGUCUUCUCCCGGGUCCUCCAGAUCCAGGGCGCCCUCUUUGCUGCCCAUUCUGGAGCCCCUGGUGCCUCUGACAGAGCUGCAACAGCUGCACAUCCAGACUUGCUGGCUAAAGGCUUUUGACGAGGCGGAAGCGAAUGGCAGGCUCAUCAUCAUCAGGUUCUUCACAGACUACCCUGACAGCAAGCAGUACUUCAAGAAUGUCCCAACGGAAGGCGACCUGCUGAGGGACCCUGAGGUGGGCUCCCACGGCCGGAAGGUCAUGGUGGCUCUGAACCAGCUGGUGGAAAACCUGGACAACCGGAAACAGGGCUGCCGGCUGCUGGAGCGCCUGGUGGAAAACCACAAGAACGUCCACCAAGUGCCGUCAGGGAUGUUCCAGCUUCUGUUUCAGACCAUUCUCUGCGUCUUCGAAGAACUCCUGGCAGAUGAGUUCACCACCGAGAUGAAGCUCUCUUGGGAAAAGUUCUUUGACGCUGUCUUUGCAGAAGUAGAAGCUGCCUACAGUCGCCCCCUUCCGCCCUAGAGAAAGAAGGGG
Messenger RNA from Lacerta agilis (Sand lizard), 545 nucleotides. Its product is annotated as cytoglobin-1-like. Gene Ontology annotation, biological process: oxygen transport. Bases 9 to 533 code for a protein of 174 amino acids. The transcript has 4 exons. Lineage: Eukaryota; Metazoa; Chordata; Lepidosauria; Squamata; Lacertidae. The record is from RefSeq and is a predicted model, not a curated record. Gene Ontology annotation, molecular function: heme binding; oxygen binding; iron ion binding.